GCGGUGGGGCGGGCGGGGGAGCGGCUCCGGGCUUCAGCGGUGACACUCGGGAGCGAACACACACUCCCCGCUCGGAGCCGCGAGAGAGCGGAGCGAAGCGACCGCGCACCGCCGCUGCCGCCGCCGCCCGGUGCGCCCGGCAGUCCCUGCGCCGUGCUCCAGCCAGGCGCCCGUGCCCCGAGCGGCCACCCGCCCGCCGAGCCCGCGCCAGCCCCGCUCGCGCCGCAGCAUCCUCCCGCCGGCCGGCCCCGCACGCUGCCCGCCUUUUAAAAGGACCUCCCGCCGCUGCCCCGCGCUGCCCGGGAUCCCCAGCCCCGCGCUUCUCCCCGCUCCACUUCGCAGCAACUUCGGCGCCCGCGCGCCGCCAGCCCUCGCUCGCCUUUGAAGUUUGCAGCGCCGACCACAAAGUUGGGACACUUCGACCGAUUUAAUUUUUCUCUUUUAUCUGCCUCCUCCUUCCUCCUCCGUUCCCUUCGGUUCCUGAGUACCGGUGCUUAGCAUCUUGGCCGGAGCCGGGCGCUUGGACUGUUUCGCUCGCCACAUCCCCGAGAGGGAGUUUUCCUCUUCCCCCCAGGAAAAACAAACAUUUUUUUUUAAGGAUGGUGCCUCUCCGCUGGUGUCUGCUGUGGCUGCUCUUACCACUCAGCUCAAGGACUCAGAAGCUACCCACUCGAGAUGAGGAGCUUUUCCAGAUGCAGAUCCGGGACAAGGCGUUUUUUCAUGAUUCAUCAGUCAUUCCAGACGGAGCUGAAAUUAGCAGUUACCUCUUUAGAGACACACCUAAAAGGUAUUUCUUCAUGGUUGAAGAAGACAAUACUCCCUUAUCAGUCACGGUGACUCCCUGUGAUGCACCUUUAGAGUGGAAGCUGAGCCUCCAGGAGCUGCCGGAAGAGACGAGCGGAGAAGGCUCAGGUGAUCCAGAACCUCUGGAGCAGCAGAAGCAGCAGAUCAUUAAUGAGGAAGGCACAGAGUUAUUCUCCUACAAAGGCAACGAUGUGGAGUAUUUUAUAUCUUCGAGUUCUCCAUCUGGUUUAUAUCAGUUGGAGCUUCUUUCAACAGAGAAAGACACACAUUUUAAAGUCUAUGCCACCACAACUCCAGAGUCUGAUCAGCCCUAUCCUGAAUUACCUUAUGACCCAAGGGUGGAUGUUACCUCCCUGGGCCGCACCACAGUCACUUUGGCCUGGAAACCGAGCCCCACAGCCUCUUUGCUGAAACAGCCCAUUCAGUACUGUGUGGUCAUCAACAAAGAGCACAACUUCAAAAGUCUGUGUGCAGUGGAAGCCAAACUGAGUGCGGAUGAUGCUUUUAUGAUGGCACCAAAACCCGGUCUAGACUUUAGCCCCUUUGACUUUGCCCACUUCGGAUUUCCUUCAGAUAAUUUGGGUAAAGAACGCAGCUUCCUAACCAAGCCUUCUCCCAAACUGGGCCGGCAUGUGUACUCCAGGCCCAAGGUGGACAUUCAGAAGAUCUGCAUAGGAAACAAGAACAUCUUCACCGUCUCGGAUCUGAAACCCGACACCCAGUACUACUUCGACGUCUUUGUGGCCAACAGCAACAGCAACAUGAGCACUGCUUACGUCGGCACCUUCGCCAGGACCAAGGAAGAGGCGAAACAGAAGACAGUUGAGCUAAAAGAUGGGAAAGUUACAGAUGUCUUUGUUAAAAGGAAGGGAGCGAAGUUUCUACGGUUUGCUCCAGUCUCUUCUCACCAAAAAGUCACCUUGUUCAUCCACUCUUGUCUGGAUGCUCUCCAAAUCCAAGUGAGAAGAGACGGGAAGCUGCUUCUGUCUCAGAAUGUGGAAGGCAUCCGGCAGUUUCAGCUUAGAGGAAAACCCAAAGCAAAAUAUCUCAUUCGACUGAAAGGAAACAAGAAAGGAGCAUCUAUGUUGAAAAUCCUGGCCACCACAAGGCCUAGUAAGCAGGCGUUUCCCUCUCUUCCGGAAGACACGAGAAUCAAAGCCUUCGACAAGCUGCGCACCUGUUCCUCGGCCACCGUGGCUUGGCUGGGCACUCAGGAAAGGAACAAGUUUUGCAUCUACAAAAAGGAAGUGGAUGAAAACUACAAUGAAGACCAGAAGAGAAGAGAACAAAACCAAUGCCUGGGACCAGAUACAAGGAAGAAAUCAGAAAAGGUCCUCUGUAAAUAUUUCCACAGUCAAAACCUGCAAAAAGCAGUGACCACAGAAACCAUUAAGGGUCUUCAGCCUGGAAAAUCUUACCUGCUGGAUGUUUAUGUCAUAGGACAUGGGGGCCACUCUGUGAAGUAUCAGAGUAAAGUCGUGAAAACCAGGAAGUUCUGUUAGUUACCUUGUAUAGAGAUGUAUUAUGUAGAACUCCAGGAGAGACAUUAAAUCACUUUAAGUAUAGACUGACUACUCUCACAGCUGAGAGAAGUUGUGAGCUGAACUUGUACUGUGGAAUGAAGGAUAUCAACUUGUGUAUAUUGGUGUUUAUAUAAGUAAUUGUUGGAGGAGACUUGUUCGAGUGUGCCCCAGCAGGACCUAGUGUCUGAUGGCCGCUGAUGUCCAAGAUAGAGGACAUCUUGAAGGAACUGCCAUCCCUUGCUUUGACCACUGCAUGAACUGCUUCUAAAUUAUUUUAUUACCUAAAAAUUUAAAAUAUGCCAUUCAUUGCACACAUCCACAAAUGCAAAUCAUUCCUCUCUAUAGAUGCUAGGAUAUAUAUAAAUUAUUUUAUAAAGUCUUGUUUCAAAUGUCAGUGUUUCUAUGAUUGUAAACUAUUAAAAUCUUUUCCUGUUAAAGUACAGAUCUAAUCUAAGUAUAUUAAGUGGACAGGCCUCUAGUCAGUUAUAUUGCUAUUGUAAAUUCUUAUCUGUUGAGUAAAAUGUUUAAAUACUGUAUGUAUCUCAUGUACAAAGUUGACAUACGUUAUAUUCAUGUACAUAAAAUUAAAGAUAUUAGAUUAUAUACUGUU
Molecule: messenger RNA, 2937 nt
Organism: Equus quagga
Lineage: Eukaryota; Metazoa; Chordata; Mammalia; Perissodactyla; Equidae
Gene: NDNF
Product: neuron derived neurotrophic factor
Exons: 4
Coding region: 600-2306 (568 amino acids)
Biological process (GO): extracellular matrix organization
Molecular function (GO): protein binding
Source: RefSeq, a predicted model, not a curated record